Clonostachys rhizophaga is the source of this 3180-nucleotide messenger RNA. NCBI's taxonomy places the organism in Eukaryota, Fungi, Ascomycota, Sordariomycetes, Hypocreales, Bionectriaceae. The record is from the annotation of a GenBank genome assembly.
AUGAACCCUGAACUUGCCCUUCCCUCUUUAUGCAAGGCUUCUUCAGUCCCCGUACGCUCACACAAGGACGACAAUGCUGCGACCUCCGCUUCGGGGGGUCAGCCAGCUUUGGCUCCGGAUUUCGGUUCUUCACUCCGCCGCCGGCCAACCCUCGACACGCGGCGUAGCUCCACGAUCAGCACGGUUCAAAUAGAACGGAUAGUGUCAGAGGAGAGAGCUGAUACCAACACCUAUGGCGUGUCCGAAUUGCGUGAGGGUUUCUUUGACGCCCUGUUUCUGAAGCCUCCCAAAGCCCCCCAAGAUGACCUAAAGGUCAGGUUCGAGGCAACCCUCCCAGAGGGCUGGAAGGACAAGUCACCACUGAGGCCAAGGAUCUUGACUAAGAAGCAGUGGGAUAGGCUUCGGGGCAUAGUUGUCGAGUUGAUGACGACGAGGGAGGGUGUCCGCCUAUUGAAAACCUUCACGGCCUUCUUCACGGCUUAUGCGCUGUGCCUAGUUCCGUCUGUACACAACUGGCUAGGAAAUUACAGCUACAUUAUGGCGGUUUCUACCAUAUUGAACCAUCCAGCUCGCAGCUUUGGGUCUCAGAUUGACGGUGCCGUUCUCACCAUCGUCGGGACUGGUGCAGGUCUGGGCUGGGGGAUUGUCGGUCUUCUACUGUCCACCUCAACCAUAGCUGCUCGAGCCGGGUUUGGCGGUAUCCUGGCUCUCUUCUUGGCGCUUUUCAUGACCACAAUGGGUUGGAUGCGAUCAUUCUUCCUCAGGUUCUAUCAAUGUGUCUUGUGUGCGGGAAUUGCCAUCAUGUGCAUGACCUUGGCUGAAACCAACGAUCACAGUGUCGGAUGGUCCAAGGCCAGGAGCUAUGGGGUAUCCUGGGUUCUGGGGCAAGCCAUUGCUUUGGCCGUCAACUGUCUGAUCUGGCCGGAUGCAGGGGCCCGUCCUCUGGCUACAACCUUUCACGAUUUCUUUGGAAUAACAAAAAAUGCCCUCGAAAUACCCAGUCCACGGGAUAACGGGCGGCAACGGCGCCUAGCACAAUCCUAUGUUGACUUGUCCCAAGCUCAUCGCGACCUGCGGCUGGACUUGACAAUUACGAGAUUCCGCCCUGAUGAUGUAGAAGACUUGCGGAACCUAAUGCAGGGAGUUAUAAGAGCACUCCUGUCUAUGGAUACGGAGACCUAUUUAAUAGAUGACGCAUCUCAGACCAAAAGCGCCAGUGUUAUAAUCAACAUGCCCGAAGCACCAGGGGUGAAUACAGCAGACUUUGGACUCGGUAACGAGGAGUCAGUGGCUGAUCUCGAAGACGUCAGCACAAUGGUGCUACACGCGCUAUCAAAGCCGCUUCGAGAGGUCCUGGAUAGCAUUCUGGAAGGCUUGGAUCGUAGUGAUGCCGCUCUGAUGGAUCUUUCUGGUUAUCGCAAAUACAUCGGACCUCCGAUGGAUGCAUCAGCCGACGUGGGAGCUGUUCAGGUUCGCCUCAACAGUGCUCUCUCAGCAUUGAAUAAUGCUGAGGUUACAGUCUUCCAAUCUAACAAGCUCACCUCUCGAACAAUGCAAGCCGCCGAUAUCGUCCAGCUAUUUCUCUUUGUGCGGCACACCAGGGAAGCCGCAGACGCCGUCCAAAGUCUGCUUGACAAGGUUGAAGAUAUGCAGCAGAUGUCGGACUGGCCGCGGCUGAACUUUCCCUCUUACUCCUUCCGGAAAGCCAUCCACCGAGCGAACCGCCAGACACGACACGAUCGUGGAGGAAUCACCGCGGGCUCUUACCAUUCCACCUUUGUGCAGAUAGCCGAUCUGCUGGAGAGCAUCAAGUCAAAGGAACACAAGCCAACGCGCACGAGAGCAAACACGCCAGAGCCCGAGGACGGCGAGGGCGAGAGCAUGCCAUACCCAAUAGACUCGCACCCACAGACUGAAGACCCGGACAAGGCUGACGAAGAUGACGUUGGCCAUAAGAUCUGGCGAAUCCUCCGUCAUCUACAAGGCUUCGAAGGCCGAUAUGCUCUGAAAGUCUGCAUUGUCACCUCGCUCCUCUCAGUCCCCUCUUACCUCGACGGGCACGAGUGGUGGGACCGCUACCACGUCUGGUGGGCUGUAGCCGCGAGCUGGAUCAUGAUCCAUCCUCGUGUGGGUGGUAACGUACAGGAUCUCUUUACCAGAUCAUUCUGCGCCAUCUUGGGAGCCAUAUGGGCUGGUGCAGCACAGGCUGCUGGGAAGGGGAGCCCAUACGUCACAGGUGUAUUCUCAGCCAUAUUCAUGAUACCAAUGCUCUACAGAUUCGUGCAAAGCUCACAUCCACGAUCUGGGCUAAUCGGCUGCCUGUCUUUCACCGUCGUAUCACUGAGCCUACACAACCGGCCCAAAGACGAUGCCGGCGUCAUAUUCACCAUUGCCAUGGGUCUAUGCUUCUUCGUCGGAACUGCUGUCCCCAUUUUGGUAAACUGGGUUCUCUGGCCCUUCGUAGCGAGACAUGAGCUUCGUUCCGCAAUGUCUUCCAUGAUUUUCUUCAUGAGCAUCAUAUACCGCAACGUCGUCGCCAAAUACGUCUACUUCGAAGAGGGCAAGGAGCCCACAGCGCUAGACAUCCAAAAGUCUGAACAACUCGAGGGCCACAUCCGCGAAGGCUUCCUCCGAAUCAGACAACUCCUCGAACUCACCCGUCACGAGAUCCGGCUCCGCGCCCCCUUCGACCCCCUGCCGUACAGCGCUCUCGCAGACGCCUGCGAGCGCUUCUUCGACUACCUCAUCGCCGUUCGCCAGGCCGCCCUGUUCUACAACCCCGGGUACAUCCGCGACAACCCCGUCGCUUCUGAGAAGCUUCUGGGGUAUCGGCGAGACGCCGUGGCCGCGAUUCUAGGCAAUUUGUAUAUUCUCGCAGGCGCACUACGAUCGCAGAGGAAAGUCCCUCGAUAUCUCCCCAAUGCCGGUGCCGCGCGAAGAAAACUUCUAUUGCGAACCAUCGAGAUAGAGGAUGAGAUUGCUGCACAAGCCGAGAGAAUCGGCUCCUUCAACACGCGGUGGUCCGACAUUCACAGCUUCUCAUUCAACGAGAGCCUCACAGGGUGUAUAGCCCAGCUAGAGGAGCUGGAGGAGUUGACAAAACUCAUUGUUGGGGAGCAAGGCUUCGAUGAUGACUUGAAAGAAGACCCCGUAGACCAACUGCGUAACAAUCCCCCUUGA